GUGUGCUAGAAGUAGCUUUUAGGUUGUCAGCGGCAUUCUGCGUUUGUGUGUCGCCGUCGGUGACAUUUGCAAACAAUGCUCCUCGGGCUGACUAGAGGGCGGCUGCUGCCGUCUCCUCGGCGCUGCCUCCUGCAUUGUCGCCACAUUAAAUCUGCAGCCACCGCUGCGAGUGGUGUUGGAGACAGCGUGCUCUCUGCAUUUAGGUCUAUAUGUGGCGAGGACGGCGUCUCAUUGGGCGAAGCUGUUAGAGAACAACAUGGCAAAGAUGAGUCUGUACACAGAUGCUGUCCUCCAGAUGUGGUGGUGUUUCCACGUUGUGUGGAGGAGGUCAGUGCCUUGGCAAAGGUCUGCCACAAGCACCGCCUUCCCAUCAUCCCUUUUGGCACUGGGACUGGCUUGGAGGGAGGGGUUGGAGCUGUGAAGGGGAAUCUUUGCUUCUCUAUAAGCAAGUACAAGAGAGUAGCUGCCCUCUUAUUCACGGUUGUCCCAAGUUGUAAAUAUCUGGGUUAUACAAAGUUACUGUCAGAUUACAGAUGUGUCCUUUUUUAAUAAUUGACCCAACCCUGGUUAUGUGCUUUGUUUGUCUCAGAUCCUGGAGCUGAUGCAUCUCUGUGUGGUAUGGCUGCCACCAGUGCAUCAGGUACUAAUGCAGUGCGUUAUGGGACUAUGAGGGAAAAUGUUAUAAACCUGGAGGUAGUGUUGGCUGAUGGGAGCAUCGUACACACUGCCGGGAAGGACCGCCGUCCCAGGAAGACGUCAGCUGGCUAUAACUUGACAAACCUGUUUGUAGGCUCAGAGGGGACCCUGGGGAUCAUCACUAAGACCACAUUACGCCUCUAUGGCAUCCCAGAGGCCAUGGUGUCAGCCGUCUGCUCAUUUCCUUCCGUCCAGGCUGCUGUAGACAGCACAGUGCAGACGCUACAAGCUGGAGUACCCAUCGCUCGCAUCGAGUUUCUGGAUGAUGUGAUGAUUGAUGCGUGCAACAGGUUCAGCUCUCUGUCCUACCCCGUGACCCCAACUCUGUUCCUGGAGUUCCACGGCUCAGAACAAAGCCUGGAGGAGCAGGUCAAAACAACCGGUGCCUACUCUACAGAUGUGUGUGUUCCUCUGUCUCGACUGCCUCAAAUUAUUGUGGAGACAAAGGAGGACCUGAUUGAGAACAGACUUACAGUGAACCAGUUUGAGUUCACUGACCCGUGUGGUGGAGUAGAGAAGCUGCAGGAAGGUAAAGGUUUCAGAAAACUUUCAAACUUUUUGCUCCUAAAAAAUGUAUUUGCUUCUUGCAGGCGAGCCUUGGCCAUGGAUGGUACGUGUACAGGGGAGCAUGGAGUGGGUUUAGGAAAAAGGGCGCUGCUGUGCGAGGAGAUGGGGCCUGUGGGCAUCCAGGUCAUGCAGAGUCUCAAGGACGCCCUCGACCCAAACAACCUGAUGAAUCCUGGGAAAAUCCUGCAGCGAGAAGAGCCAUGAGCAGCGUGUCCAUCUGAGUGAUUACAUCAUCAGAGUGAAGUUUGUGGACGCACUUCUGUUAAAGGAGCACAAGUGGUUUAGAGUGAGCAAACAUAUGAAAUCAUUGAAGCAGUGAUUUACAAAUUCAGCGAAAUCAAGAAAGCUACACGUGUUUUUUUUUUUUAUGAGAUUUCUCACGAAUGUUCCUACAUGCACCAGAAAACCUGACUCUUAGAAAAUGAUGAGUGUUAAUAAAAUCCUUUUUGCUAACUCCAAAUCUGAGUUUUUAAGGAAGACCUGGUUUGUUGUUGCAGAUUAGCAUGCAUUAUGUAAAGAUUAUCUUCCACAGAUCCUUUCUUUUUGUGUCAUUAAAAUUAAUGUCUAACAUGUGGAAUCACUCCAA
Neolamprologus brichardi is the source of this 1849-nucleotide messenger RNA. NCBI's taxonomy places the organism in Eukaryota, Metazoa, Chordata, Actinopteri, Cichliformes, Cichlidae. The record is from RefSeq and is a predicted model, not a curated record.